This is a messenger RNA of Pantherophis guttatus, 1935 nucleotides long. It is a transcript of the gene ABHD16A, whose product is annotated as abhydrolase domain containing 16A, phospholipase. NCBI's taxonomy places the organism in Eukaryota, Metazoa, Chordata, Lepidosauria, Squamata, Colubridae. Gene Ontology annotation, cellular component: endomembrane system. Gene Ontology annotation, molecular function: glycerophospholipase activity; monoacylglycerol lipase activity. The record is from RefSeq and is a predicted model, not a curated record. Gene Ontology annotation, biological process: phosphatidylserine catabolic process; monoacylglycerol catabolic process.
CGCUGCUACCCGGCUUUAGGUCCUUCCCCAAGAUGGCGAAGCUGUUGAGCUGCGUACUGGGGCCUCGGUUGUACCGAGUUUACCGGGAACGAAGCCCCGCCAGAUCGCGCCGACUCAGGGCUGAACCAGACGAUGGGUCCCAAUCCUCCUUGGACCCUUCUUGGGAAUCGUAUUACCAGCCACGGACCCUUGAAAAACAUGCAGACAGCAUCCUCGCGCUGGCUUCCGUGCUGUGGUCCAUUUCCUAUUACUCCUCCCCGCUCGCUGUGUUUUACCUGUACAGAAAAGGGUAUUUAACCAUGCCGAAAGUUGUUGCUAUUUCUCACUAUGCCGGGACCAUGCUACUACUCUUGGCUGGGAUUGCCUGUCUAAGAGGCAUCGGGCGCUGGACGAAUCCUCAAUACAUCCAAUUCAUCACCAUCCUUGAAGAUGCUCACCGGUAUGGCACACCUGAACACAAGAAGAAACUUGCCAGCUACAAUUUUGACUUCAGAAGUUGGCCUGUAGACUUUCGGUGGGACGAGUUCACGAGUCGGUCAGAUUCAGGAAACGUCCCCUUGUUGCGGUCAGAACCAAAGCAUCGAAGUGUAAUCAAUGGUUUUCUCCAUGCGAUCAAGAAGCUGCCCUGCCAAAUUGCCAGCUUUAUAGUGGCACACACCUUCGGACGACGUAUGCUCUACCCAGGCUCUGUCUACCUGCUGCAGAAGGCUCUGAUGCCCAUGUUACUUCAAGGACAGGCUCGGCUAGUGGAAGAAUACAACGGAAGACGAGCCAAGUUGGCAGCUUGCGAUGGAAACGAAAUCGACACAAUAUUCGUAGAUCGAACGGGCGCUUUGGAGCCACAAGGCAGGAAACUAGUGAUUUGCUGCGAAGGAAAUGCAGGCUUCUAUGAAGUAGGCUGUAUCUCUACUCCUUUGGAUGCUGGAUAUUCUGUGCUGGGAUGGAAUCAUCCUGGGUUUGCAGGCAGCACGGGAGUGCCCCUGCCACAGAAUGAGGCCAACGCCAUGGACGUGGUGAUGCAAUAUGCCAUCCACCGCCUGGGCUUCCUUCCUAAAGACAUCAUCCUCUAUGCCUGGUCCAUUGGGGGCUUCACAGCCACUUGGGCAGCCAUGUCUUACUCCGAGGUCAGCGCCGUCAUCCUGGAUGCCUCCUUUGAUGACCUCGUGCCUCUCGCUCUCAAGGUCAUGCCGGAAAGCUGGAGAAGCUUGGUCACCCGGACAGUGAGACAGCACUUAAACCUGAACAACGCGGAACAACUCUGCAAGUAUCAGGGUCCCGUGUUGCUGGUCCGCAGAACCAAAGAUGAGAUCAUCACCACCACGGUUCCUGAAGAUAUAAUGUCUAACAGAGGGAAUGACUUACUGCUGAAGUUAUUACAGCACAGGUAUCCCAAAAUCAUGACUGAAGAAGGCAUCAGAAUCGUCCGAGAAUGGUUGAAAGCUUCUACACCCAUGGAAGAAGCCUCUAUGUAUAGCCGCUAUGAAGUAGAAGAUGACUGGUGUCUGUCUGUACUGAAGUCGUACCAAGCCGAAGACGGUGAUGAAUUUCCGUGGUCUGUUGGUGAAGACAUGACCGUAGACGGGAGACGACAACUUGCACUAUUCCUGGCACGGAAGCACCUGCAAAAUUUUGAAGCGACACAUUGCACUCCACUUCCACCCCAAGAAUUUCAUCUUCCAUGGAGCCUAUAGCAUCCUCCAACCACCCUCACCGUCACCACCUCCCAUUCGUCUCCUGCACUCACGGCUUCUUGUUCCGACGUCCUCCCGCCUCCACCUUUCUUCGCCUGUGCACGCGUACGCGUAAACGGCCAUCACCGUUUCUCCCCCCCCCCCGCACUGUAAAUCUGCUUCACUCCCCUGUAAUAUUGAUCCUCUGACCACCAACCCUCACAUCUUGUUGUCAGGGUUCACAAUAAAGAUGGUAUUUUUUAUA